Molecule: messenger RNA, 6138 nt
Organism: Nothobranchius furzeri (turquoise killifish)
Lineage: Eukaryota; Metazoa; Chordata; Actinopteri; Cyprinodontiformes; Nothobranchiidae
Product: golgin subfamily A member 6-like protein 22
Source: RefSeq, a predicted model, not a curated record
AUAUAUAUAUAUAAUUAAAUCUAUAUCUUACAAAUUAUUUUUUAAUUUCUAUCAGUACAAGGCACUGUUUACUUUUGUAAAGGGUAUUGUGCACAACGGAACUUUAACCCUUCAAAAUAAGAGUCUCAAGAAAUCACUCGUUCCUCAUAAACAACUAAAGUUUUUAAACUAAGUUAGCCUCAAAAUCCAGUUGUCAGAUAAUAAUGAGAGAACACGUUUAACAAAACAAUAUUUAAGCCUAAGGUCUUUUGAGAUGCGUGCUUUAUGUUUCAGACUCUUAUUGUGAAAAGUUAUGCGUUCCAAUCCAGACGCUUUCUGCGCUGCUGCGCUGCUGCUUGUGGUCUCCGUUAGGGGGCGUGGCUUAUAUAAAGGGCUCAGUGACGUCAUACACACAGUAUUAAAGAGCGUCUCCUAGAGAACACAUCUCAGAAGAGAAGGGGUCUUACAUUCGCCGAUAGCUUAUCUGCACACAUAUUAAUCAUUCUUAAGACAUUUAAAUCACAGAAAAAGCCUCAAUGGAGACCAUAAUUUACCAGGAAGACAUAAACUGGCUGAACAACCUUUUGACCGCAGAAAACCAUGAGCGAUGCCAAGAUGCCAAGGUAUAUUUUUCUGAAACUAUCAAGAAAAUGAGUCGAGCGUCACAAGUGGUCAUUAAGGCUUUUGAGGACGAACAAAAGUCCCACAAUGAAACCAAGAAAAAUUAUGAGCAGACUAUUGAAACACUGAAAGAGAAAGACUGUCUCAUAAUUUCUCUUCAGGAAGGCAUCGCGACAGCAGAAGCGAAAGUUUUAGCCGCUGAAAAACGGGCAAACGAUUACAAACAGAUGUUUCUUGAAGAACAAACGGCUCAUCAUGAAGUGAGAAGAUCUUACAAGGAAACAGUGAACACUUUGAUUGAAACCGACGAUUGUCUGAAGGUUUCAUUGAAGGAACUAGAAAAAGAGAAAGCAUCUCAUGCUAAGACGCGGGAAACACAACAAAAUAUUAUUCUCACUAUUCAGGCACAGCACGACGCAAUCCGUCUUCAAACGAUUAAGGCUGCCCAGGAGAUGGGACGGCAGUUUGAACAAAAAAUACGUCAAUUAGAAGAGAAUCUGGAGCAGAAAGACGUUUUGUAUCAAAGCCUCGAUGAUAGAUAUAGAGCUGAGCUUUCAGAUGUCAAACAGCUGAUGGAAAAUUUAAACCAGGAGUUAGAAGAGGAAAAACAAAUUCGUAAAGAAAGAGAAGACAUUAUUUUUACUAUUCAGGCAGAGAAAGAAGAUCUCUGUUCCCAAAUGCAGCAGCAGACAUCUGAUUUGAACAAAUUGUACGACGAAACAACGAGAAAUUUUAUGAGGCAACUCGAGGAGAAAGACGUUUUGUAUCAAAGCCUCGAACAAAAGUGUGAAACUCAGCUUUCAGAGCGCCAUCAGCUGAUUGAGAGUUUGAAGCAUGAGUUGGACACAAAACGUCAACAACAUUUCGACGCACUCCAGGAAAUUCAGGCACAGCGCGACGCGACCCGUCUUCAAACGAUUAAGGCUGCCCAGGAGAUGGGACGGCAGUUCGAACAAAAAAUACGUCAAUUAGAAGAGAAUCUGGAGCAGAAAGACGUUUUGUAUCAAAGCCUCGACGAUAAGUAUAGAGCUGAGCUUUCAGAGAGCCGUCAGCAAGUAGAACAUUUACACCGGGAAUUAGAGAAGGAAGCGAAAGUUUUAGCCGCUGAAAAACGGGCAAACGAUUACAAACAGAUGUUUCUUGAAGAACAAACGGCUCAUCAUGAAGUGAGAAGAUCUUACAAGGAAACAGUGAACACUUUGAUUGAAACCGACGAUUGUCUGAAGGUUUCAUUGAAGGAACUAGAAAAAGAGAAAGCAUCUCAUGCUAAGACGCGGGAAACACAACAAAAUAUUAUUCUCACUAUUCAGGCACAGCACGACGCAAUCCGUCUUCAAACGAUUAAGGCUGCCCAGGAGAUGGGACGGCAGUUUGAACAAAAAAUACGUCAAUUAGAAGAGAAUCUGGAGCAGAAAGACGUUUUGUAUCAAAACCUCGAACAAAAGUGUGAAACUCAGCUUUCAGAGCGCCAUCAGCUGAUUGAGAGUUUGAAGCAUGAGUUGGACACAAAACGUCAACAACAUUUCGACGCACUCCAGGAAAUUCAGGCACAGCGCGACGCGACCCGUCUUCAAACGAUUAAGGCUGCCCAGGAGCUGGGACGGCAGUUCGAACAAAAAAUACGUCAAUUAGAAGAGAAUCUGGAGCAGAAAGACGUUUUGUAUCAAAGCCUCGACAAUAAGUAUAGAGCUGAGCUUUCAGAGAGCCGUCAGCAAGUAGAACAUUUACACCGGGAAUUAGAGAAGGAAGCGAAAGCUCGUAAAGAAAACGAGGAAAUGAUUAGGAUUGUUCAGGAUGAAAAGGUAGAGCUUUAUAAUCAGAUGGAGGACAAAGCACGAGCUAUGGAAAGACAGUUUGAAACAGAAAAGAGGAAUUUUAUGAAAGAUCUGGAGGAGAGAGAGGCUUCUUGUCAGGACCUCGAGAAAAAGUAUAAAACUGAGGUUUUUAAUAGUAAACGGCAGAUAGAAAGUUUACAACAGGAGAUGGAAAAAGAACGUGAGGAAGCAGCACAAACUAUUUUAACUAUUCAGUCUGAAAAAGAGGCGCUUAGAGUCCAGAUGGAACAGCAGUUAGACGUAGAGAAGAGCAAACUUCAGGAAGAACUGAACAAAGGAGAAGGUUUAUACCGGGACCUUAGAAAAAAGUAUAUGGAGCUGUUCUUUGUAGCAGCACAUCUAUAGAUGCCACGCGUCAGCCUGAGGAAGUCUGCAGCCGCGGACGAAACGUAGCGGAAAAACAGGUAACGAAACUGUUUCUGUGUUUUAAACAAAGAACGACAGCAUGGGGUUAUAGAUACCACGUUCUGCAGUGGAUGCACACACGUUCUCACUUAGGUCGAGUCCGAUAUGCUCCCACGGCUGAGUCUAAAUGCUCAUUUCUUAAAUUUAGUUGGUUUAUUAUAGUUUUUAGAUGCAUUUUUAGUUCAUUAGUGAUAAGAUCAAUAAUCAAACUGUUAGUUUUUAGUUUGUUUUUAGAUAAUUACAAAAUAAGAGAACUUCCAUCAAGGGUGACUAAAUCACGCCCCUUCCCUGACACACAUCACCACCUAGUCGUCUGUAAAUUUAAAAAAAUGACCACACAAGGAUUACGUCACAGAAAACACACCUCCACAUCAUUUCUGUGUGUCCUUGUGCUGCGUGGGGGUUUUCUCUGGGAGCUCCAGUUCACCCCCGACCCAAAAUCCUAACUUAUUGUUACCCUGGUGGAUCUGCUCAGCUUUUCAGCAAUCAACAUUCAAACUGUAUUUUGGAAAGAGAUGCAUUUAUCUAGUUACUGCUGGCUCUAAUAUUAAUUAAGGGACCUGCCAGCAUCUGACAGAGCCCUUAUAUUCUUCACUGGAGCAGCGUGCUCCCCCAUAACCAACAGUUUAGCAAUCCAAUUCAAAAAUCUUUCCUCAUGCCUCUGACAUAUUUUCAGAGCUUUGAUCGUCGUUACAAUUCAAAUAUAAAUUCAUUUUUAAGUCAAAUUUGGCCUGUUUUCCCAAACAGCAGGCUUCCCACCAUAGGUUUGGUGGGUUUCAGCUGGGAGCUGACGUGUGAGGACUCCCUCCCACCCAAACUACUAGCUGGGGCCCUUCCUGUGCUGGCGCCAUUUAUUCUGGAAAUUGUCAACAGCAGCCUUUCGACUGGAGUGAUUCCAGCCACCUUCAAAAAUGCAGUCGUGCAUCCACUACUGAAAAAACCUGGCCCAGAUCAUAAUGACCUUUCUAAUCAUCGUCCGAUUUCCAAACCCCCAUUUUUAUCCAAGAUUAUUGAGAAAGUAGUCCACACUCAGCUUUCCAAUUACUUGGGAGAUCAAAGCCUCCUUGACCACUUUUAGUCUGGCUUUAGGCCUCACCACAGCACAGAAACUGCACACCUUCGUGUAUUAAAUGAUAUCCUGGUGGCAACUGAUACUGGUUCCCAUGUCCUGUUACUCCUGGACCUCUGCUGCCUUCGACACAGUGGACCAUGACAUCCUACUUAGGAGGCUGGAGUUGUGGGUGGGGGUGAAAGGGACCCCACUUCACUGGUUCAGGUCCUAUUUGUCAGAUAGGCAAUUUAGUGUUCACAUUGACACAUUUUCCUCUCCAUCGACCCCACUUCGCCGGGGUGUGCCUCAGGGUUCGAUUCUGGGGCCACUCCUGUUCUCGAUUUACUUACUGCCAUUGGGGAUGAUUUUAGCAAACCUUGGAAUAAGUUAUCACCUUUACGCUGACGACUGCCAGAUUUAUUUGGAAUGGUCAAGCCCCUGUUUAUCUGUCAGAACUGCUUAAGCCUUAUGCUCCAACCAGAAACCUGAGAUCGACAGAUCUCUUGCUUUUGUGCAUCCCAAUAAUGAGGUAUAAAUCUCGUGGGGAGCGGGCCUUUGCAUUCGCUGCUCCUAAACUUUGGAAUGCUCUCCCCCUUAGUGUUCGACAGGCCCCAGAACUGGGUCGGUUCAAGUCUGUACUGAAGGCCUACUUCUAUCAUUUAGCUUUUGAUCAAUGACCAAGCUUUUAUUAUUUGUAUGUUUUUAUUGUGACUGUUUUUAACUCUAGUAUGUUUCUUUUAAAUUUUUAGGUUAUUCCUUUUAUCUCCUAUAUGAUUUUUAUCUUGUUUUUAUCUUGGGGUUUCUCCUUUUUAUCACUACUGUACAGCAUUUUGGUCAGCUGUCAUGCUGUUUUUAAAUGUGCUUUAUAAAUAAACCUGGUAUGGUGUCCCAGCAGAGACCUGAUGUGUGUCCCAGCUGGGAGCUGAUUCGUGACUCAGGCUCAGUUGAUCGAACUCUGACGAUUAAGAGGCCCACACAGGUGUCUUCAGCUAUAUGAUAUCAUCCUUUGAUGAUGUCAGAAUUAUUUAAUAAAUUAAUUAAAUUACGUUUAAAACAAUUGUGACAAUGAAUGAAAAGAUUAAAUGGGGAAGAAAAAAUAAAUAAAUAUUUAUAUAUAAACAAAAUUAAAAAAACAAUUAAUUAAACAAAACACAAAAAACGUAUUGUCAAAAACAAACACACUAUUAAAAUACUAUUUAACUAUUGAACUCAAAUAAUUAAUGAAGAUUUAAAAAUUACUAAUUGACACCCUUGAAUAUAACAAUACUGUGUACUUUUCAUUAAUUGCUAAUCUUUUGAAUUUACUUGAAGUAAAAUGUUCAAAACAGAACUUAUAAAAAAUUUUUGGUUAGCUUUUUUUAAAGAAUUUUUUUCACUCUGCGAUCUUUUAUUAUCCUUAUUUUCCAGAUAAUUUUAGUUUGUUUGCUUUCCCCUUAAUUUAAUGCAACUUUGACUAUUUAUAUAGAAAAAUAAUUAAGGCCUCGAUUGCAAAAACAAUAAAUAACACAUUCAUGUAUCAUUAAAUUACAUAUCAUUUAACAUAAAUGUCAUCAACAAAUUUGCUCCAUUUCAUCUCUGCUUCCUGCGAUGGCUUAUCUACAGAAGUGUAUGCAUUUGCAACCUACAGAUAGGUGAUCACACAUGCAAUAGGAAAGAGUCACAUAGACUUGCUUUGUCCUUCUGUGGAAAAAACUGUUUUGCAGCUUUAGUUUAAUGUGCAAGAUUUCACAGAACAGAUGUGUGGUUUAAAUAUAAGAAAAAAGCCAAACCCAAAAGUGUUUCCUUUAGCAAGUGAAAAGUGCACAAUAAACACAACCUGAUGCAACCAACUGCUUACAAGUUAAAGGCUUUUGGUUUUUCAAGCUGUUUAAAGUCGUGCUGUUUUAAUUUAAAAAUCAAAAUUACAUUUCACUAAAAUAAUAAAAAAAAUAAAUCACCUCCUGAUCUGAAACUUCAUCAAAAUAAUCUAAUAUUAAGAAAUUCGAAAAUAUUAUGUAUGAAGUAGAUUUUUUUUAAAGAAUUCUGAAAGCAUUUGUGUGAGAUUUGGGUGAUUUUCCUUAGUCAGUUAAUUUUUCCCCCCAGCGACAUAAAAGAUAAUCUUAAACUGCCUGCAAUUUAGCACUUGGCCACUAGACGUCACUGUUGGUGACAAUAAGACAGUCGACUAACUAGUAUACUUUAUACUUUGAGCCAAUUCAGAGGAAUUACACUCUAGUUUAACUAGGGGUCUUAUCAUAGACUGUUUUA